This is a messenger RNA of Sinocyclocheilus grahami, 838 nucleotides long. RefSeq names its product V-type proton ATPase subunit S1-like. NCBI's taxonomy places the organism in Eukaryota, Metazoa, Chordata, Actinopteri, Cypriniformes, Cyprinidae. The coding region runs from base 29 to 424 and encodes 131 amino acids. The record is from RefSeq and is a predicted model, not a curated record. The transcript is spliced from 2 exons. Gene Ontology annotation, cellular component: proton-transporting V-type ATPase complex. Gene Ontology annotation, molecular function: ATPase activator activity.
UCCCGUAUCUGCUCGCGACUGGUCGGUGAUGGAGCAGGUGGUGCUGGAGUAUGAUGGGCAGAGGGCCAUCUUUAACGCCAGUGGUGGGAUCUACUCUCCUGCAGAGUAUUCUUUCCAUUGCCAGAGCGUGAGCAGCACUCAGAGCCCCCUGCUGGUGCCCCGCAGUGCUACAGACAAUGCUACCAUGUGGACGCUGUCCUUCACUGAUUUGCAGAUCCAAGGCUUCAGCGUUACUGGUGAAGACUUCUCGUAUGCCAGCGAUUGUGCAGGAUUCUUCACUCCGGGGAUUUGGAUGGGCCUGCUGACCUCUCUGCUCAUGGUCUUCAUUCUUACCUAUGGCCUGCACAUGAUCAUGCAGGUUCGCACCAUGGACCGCUUUGAUGAUCCAAAAGGCCCAGCGAUUUCAGUGCCUCAGAGUGAGUGAUUUGAGCCGAAAACAACCAAAAACUGUCAUGUUGUCAAAAUAUCAUUGAUUUGUAUGUAUGUGCAAACUGAUGUGGUUGGUAAUCAGGAAUUUAUGGAUCUAGCAUGAGUGUUUUUAAGAGUAUGUAUAUUCAAAGGCAAACCAUAUUUUUCAAAUUUAUUUUGAUGUCUUGUAGAAAGUGAAAUUAUUUUCAUCUCUCCCUUAUUAAAUGUGUAAUUAUUUAAUAUUUUACAAUAGGGUUCUAUACAUUACAUGCACUAGCUAACAUGGAACAGUGAGCGAUUCCUUUAAAGCAUUUUUAAUAUAAAUAUAUAUAUAUACAUGUCAUAUACACAUAUAUAUGAAGGAACAUGGGUUACCACUGAAUAUUAUAUGUAUUUUGUAUUUGUAAAUUAACAUUGGUCUAGAUCAGGG